AUGAAUAAUGAAAGGUAUAGUAAUGAGAAUAAUAAAGGAUAUAGUGAUAAGAAUAAUGAAGGGUAUUGUAAUAAGAACAAUGAAGAGUAUUAUAAUAAUAUAGAGUUAGAACAUGUAGAUAUUAACUUGAAGUUAGUAAAAUCAGAACAUAUAAAUGCUGAUUUGGAAAUAGUAAAAUCAGAGCAUGUAAAUGCUAAUUUGAAGAUAGUAGAAUCAGAGCAUUUAGAG
Messenger RNA from Cetraspora pellucida, 228 nucleotides. The record is from the annotation of a GenBank genome assembly. Lineage: Eukaryota; Fungi; Glomeromycota; Glomeromycetes; Diversisporales; Gigasporaceae.